This is a messenger RNA of Xyrauchen texanus (razorback sucker), 5231 nucleotides long. RefSeq names its product sema domain, seven thrombospondin repeats (type 1 and type 1-like), transmembrane domain (TM) and short cytoplasmic domain, (semaphorin) 5Bb (gene sema5bb). Lineage: Eukaryota; Metazoa; Chordata; Actinopteri; Cypriniformes; Catostomidae. Gene Ontology annotation, biological process: neural crest cell migration; positive regulation of cell migration; semaphorin-plexin signaling pathway. Gene Ontology annotation, molecular function: chemorepellent activity; semaphorin receptor binding. Bases 88 to 3384 code for a protein of 1098 amino acids. The transcript is spliced from 21 exons. The record is from RefSeq and is a predicted model, not a curated record.
UCUGAUACACCCAAUUACUUCUGGAUCGACCUGAUUGGAGAGGAACUCUCCCUAUACCUAAUUACGGGAGUGGUUGUUGCGGUAACCAUGACAGCGUCACUGCUACGCACCAAUCGGCUGUCCUUUGCUGGACUUGCCAUCUUCCUCCUACUUUCUCUGCCUCUUGUCACAUCACAGACCCCAUCAUUCUCAGCGACCUUUGACCCGGAGUCUGUGCCCAAUCUGCCUGAAGAGUGUCAGAGAAAAAUGCACCCUGUUACCUCCUACACAGCUUUGAGUCCGUGGCUGUCGUCUUUCUCUCUGCCUGGAGUGAAUGAUUACACACCCCUGACUCUCGACCUCACCAGAAACCAGCUGAUAGUGGGAGCCAGAAACCAUCUCUUCAGGCUGAGUCUGAGCAACGUCUCUCUUCUGCAGGCAGCGGAAUGGGGUGUCGACGAGACCACCAGGAGAUCCUGCCAGAGCAAAGGAAAGACUGAGGAUGAGUGUCAAAACUACAUCCGUGUCCUUCUGUUGAAUGACAGCCGUUUGUUCACCUGCGGCACUAACGCUUUCAUGCCCAUUUGUACGACGCGUCCCAUCACUGACAUCACAAGCAUUCUGGAUUCUGUCAGCGGAGUGGCCCGCUGUCCAUACGACCCACGGCACAACUCUACAGCUAUGAUAACUGAGAGCGGAGAAGUUUAUGCAGCCACAGUGACCGAUUUCUCCAGCCGGGACCCCAUCGUCUACCGCAGUCUGGGGAACAUGCCACCACUGCGCACCGCCCAGUACAACUCAAAAUGGCUCAAUGAGCCUCAUUUUGUCUCGUCGUAUGAGGUGGGUCGCUUCUCCUACUUCUUCUUGAGAGAGAACGCAGUGGAACAGGAUUGUGGGAAGACGGUGUUCUCUCGCGUUGCUCGUGUGUGUCAGAAUGACGUUGGAGGUCGUUUCUUGCUGGAAGACACCUGGACCACCUUCACGAAGGCUCGACUGAACUGCUCUCGCUCUGGAGAUGUUCCAUUCUACUACCAUGAGCUGCAGAGCACCUUCUACCUGCCCGAACAGGAUCUCAUUUAUGGGGUCUUCACCACCAAUGUGAACAGUAUUGCUGCUUCAGCGGUGUGUGCAUUUAACCUCAGUGCCAUCACACGGGCCUUUAACGGACCCUUCCGUUAUCAGGAGAACCCUCGAACCAGCUGGUUAUCAACUCCAAACCCCAUCCCAAACUUUCAGUGUGGGACAGUAAAUGAUUCAGGUCCGGGUGGUAAUCUAACAGAACGCAGUCUGCAGGAUGCACAGCGGCUCUUCCUCAUGAGUGACGUGGUCCAGCCCAUAUCACCAGAUCCUCUGGUCAUGCAGGACAACAUCCGCUUCUCCAGACUGGCUGUGGACAUCGUCCAGGGGAGAGACUCGCUCUACUACGUCAUGUACAUUGGCACAGAGUACGGCACCAUCAUUAAGGCCUUGUCCACGGCCAAUAAGAGUCUGCGUGGAUGUUACCUAGAGGAGAUUAACAUUCUCCCAGACAAUUUGCAGGAGCCAAUCCUGAACCUUCAGAUCCUGCACAGUGAUAGGUCACUUUUCGUGGGGCUCCAGAGCAGAGUGCUGAAAAUACCACUGGAGAGAUGCUCCAACUACAACACUGAAGAGGACUGCCUGGGUGCCAGGGACCCAUACUGCGGCUGGGACAGGAAACAGAAACGCUGUACGACCAUCGAGGACAGUUCCAACAUGAGCCAGUGGAGCCAAAACAUCACAAAGUGUCCAGAACGGAACCUCACACUAGAUGGUGGCUUUGGUAAUUGGUCACCAUGGCAGCCUUGUAAUCAUGACAAUGGCGGUGAAGGCUCCAGUACUUGUCAGUGUCGAUCACGGUCCUGUGAUAACCCACAACCCCGGUGUGGAGGAAUGAAGUGUGCCGGGGCCAACAUAGAGGUGGCUAACUGCUCCAGGAAUGGAGGCUGGACCCCCUGGUCCUCUUGGGCCGAGUGCAGCACAAGCUGUGGCAUCGGAUUUGAGGUCCGUCAGCGUUCCUGUAACAAUCCAGCACCCCGACAUGGAGGACGAAUGUGUGUGGGUCAGGCACGAGAGGAGAGAUUGUGUAACGAAAAAAAUCCAUGUCCGGUUCCGGUAUCGUGGGUCUCAUGGAGCUCUUGGUCCAAGUGUAGCGUUGCAUGUGGUGGUGGAGUCCAGUCUCGCAUUCGAACCUGCGAGAACGGCAACACGUGUCCUGGUUGCCCGCUGGAGUAUAAGGCAUGUAAUUUGGACGAAUGUGCAGAGGUGAGGCGAACCACGCCUUGGACGCCCUGGUACCCUGUUAAUGUGACCCAAACAGGGGCGAGACAGGAGCAGAGGUUGAGGUAUACCUGUCGGGCUCUCCUUGCCGACCCUCACGACCUACAGCUCGGCAAACGCAAGCUGGAGACGCGACUCUGCCCCACCACUGAUGGAGCUACUGUUUGUGAGACUGACGGUCUGGUUGAGGACUUGUUGAGAAUGGGUCGACCUGUUACACGAGUGAAAGGAGCUGCCUGGUCUUCGUGGGAAACAUGGUCUACAUGUUCUAAGGAGUGUUCCAAGGGCUUCCGAACACGCAAGCGCUCCUGUGGCACGCCAGAUAGGAAGAGCACUCCGUUUGCCUGCAGCGGGAUGCCAGUCGAGUAUCAAGACUGCAACAUUCAGCCAUGCCCAGUGAAGGGGGCAUGGUCUUGCUGGUCAUCCUGGUCUCAAUGUUCGACUUCCUGUGGGGGUGGGCACUACCAGCGCUCUCGUACCUGCUCUAACCCCACCCCUGCUCAUUCGGGGGAUAUAUGCAUUGGCUUACACAUGGAGGAAGCUCUUUGCAAUACACGUGAGUGUGAAGGUGGAUGGGGGGUGUGGUCAGAGUGUAACGAGGAGGGGCUUCAGCUUCGUAGUCGUGCAUGUGAAAUAAACCCCGCCUCUUGUCAAGGAAAUAUCACAGACCAGAGAGUGUGUCAGCCCAAUGAGAGCUCAGUGUUCACGACAGGACAGAAGAGCACUAACUGUGGAGGGUUCUCUCUGUUUCACUUGGUGCUGACUGGAGUUUGUUGUUUUCUGGGAGCCGUUCUCCUGUCUCUUCUGGUGUAUGUGUACUGUCAAAGACUCCAUAAACCUCCCCAAGAAUCUGCAGUGAUUCAUCCCAGCACCCCCAAUCACCUGCACUAUAAAGAAAACAGCUGUGCGGCCAAGAACGACCUGUACACACCCAUGGAGUUCAAGACUCUGAAUAAGAAUAACCUGCUUCCGCCAGAUGAAAGCUGCAACUUCUUUCCUACGCCUUUGCCACAGACCAACGUCUAUGCCACCACAUACUACCCCUCUCCUCUUGGCAAAUAUGACUUUCCAUCUUUGGAUUCACCUUGCAGCUACAUGCACAGUUGAUCCGCACACACACACUAACACACAUUUUAUGCUUGUUUGUUUGUGUAUGUGUGACAAUGGUUACACACCCACAUCUGUCCACAUAGAUGCAUCGGAAAACGAAUGGACAUACAGGUCGCAUGUGCAAUCAGCAUCUCAAACAAAAAGAUGCAGAAACUGAGUGGCGUGCAGAUACAAGGGACCCAAUGUAGUUUUCUAGUUGCAUUUCCUUUUAAAGUGGAAGUCAAUGUUCAAUUGAUCACAUGCGUUGCAAUAAUUGCAGCCUAACACUCACUGAGCAUGCGGCACACUUGUUCAAGUUUUACAUUUAUGCAUUUGAUAUACGCUUUUUUCCAAAGUGAAUUGGAUAAUAUGUGCAUUUUGCACACUCUCUGGGAUUCGAACCCAUGACCAUGGCCUUCCUAGUUUGAUGCUCUACCAGUUGAGCUACAGGAACAAGCAAAAUGGGACAAGAGUCAAAUUCAAACAGUACAGAUUACUGGAUGCAAAGGAGUCUUCCGGUGAAAUUUGUUGUUUUUUCUAGCUUGGUUUGUGUGAGGGAACCAAUGAAACACAGAACUCAAUUUAGAACUCAAAAGAGUCUGUGAAGGAUGAAGGAUUCCAGACAUCUGUGACAUCACACGAUAUGCGUGAACAUCUGUUUCACCUUGUUUUUGUACUGGUUUAUGUCCUUUUUCUGCUCAAGAGCUCAAGAAAUUUCAGUAUUACUGGUUAAUACUCGUCAUACUGGUUAACGUUAUGCAGGUGAGCCUGUGAAAGUAUGAAAAUGAACAGGGGCUGAUGGAUUCAUAAAACAGGUUGUUUAAUAAUAUACUUUAUUCUAGGAGCUUUUUCACAUGAUAUAUAUAUAUAUAUGGCUUUGCUCUUUUUUUCUUUUUUUUUAUGAAAUGUCAGUUUUUCAGUUAAUGUCAUUAUGGUUGCAAUCAAACCUGACCAUGGUGUUACAAGACACAGAUUAUGCAUUUUUCCACAAAUAAUUUAUAUAAAACAUAAAAAGUUAAUAACUCAUAAAUGCAUAAUAAUGUCAAGAAAUGAACAUCAAGAAACAGAAAUUAACUGCAAAAAUCUGAUUCCAGUACAGUAUAAAACAGAAGAAUCAGAGUUUAUAUAGUAAAAAUUUAUUUAGCAAACGUGAGUGAGUGUGUGUGUGUGUGUGUGUGUGUGUGUGUGUCAGAUUGCUGUCAUCAACUAGAAAACAACAGAUCACUUGUAAUGCCGACAAUGACCAAAAGAUGGCUGUAGAGCUUCACUUAUUGAUGCCCUGGUUCUCUCUCUCUCUCUCUGUCUGUGUGUGCGCGUGCGUGUUUGUUCUGCGUUGUGAUCAUCUCACCCCUUCAUUUCUGAGUGUGUGUUUAGCAUUGUGACUGAUUUUGUAUGAUUUUGACAAAUGUAGAAAAAUAAUGCUCUGUGUUAUAGUCUCACCAGUUCAUUUUUGUGUGUGUGUAAGUGUGUUUGUGUAUGUGUGUAUGUUUCGCACUGAUGAUGUUUUAAAGUCUCACCCUGUAAUUUCUGUCUGUUUUUUUGGUCUAUGCCAUUCAUUUUCAAUGGUCGGUCAGUUUUGGUCACGAAUACCGAAGGUGUCGAUUUUUUUUUACAACCAUUUUGACUUAUUUAAUCAAGGUUUUAUUUUUUUUUUUGUAUGUUCAAAUGGCAAAUGGAGGAAAAGUCACCAAGUCUUGAACUGCUCAGAUAAAGAAAACCCUUUUUAUUAAAUGAGGAAAAUGUAUUAUUACCGAAUACCAUAGGAGGGUUGACCCAAAAAUAAAGAUGUUGUCAUAAUUUACUCACCAUGUCGUUCCAAACUUGUAUGACUUUCUUCUGUGUACAAGGGCGUAGAUUUAUUUCCA